AUGUUCCUGAUUCACUCUUUGUGGAAGUUUAGACAACAAACAAAUACUCGUGAUGAUCCUAAUGUUGAUUCAAGUGAUCACGAAGGCAACUCUAGUGACAGUAAUGAAAACGAUGAUCAUUUUGAUAGCGAUAGUAAUACAACUGCCACAGAUCUACCAUUAUCAUUAUCAUUCCGUUCUAUGUCAUUUGAUAACGAACCAAAAAAUUCACAACCAAGCUCGGCAUCUCAAGUUAGCGCUGCAACUCAGUUACCUGUAAUAAAUCAUGCAUUACAGCUGUUAAAUCAAUCACCAAUCCCAUCAAGGAAAUUAAAUGACAAUCAAUUUUUAAACAACAAAAUAAAUCAGAUAUCUGACAGCUUGAAAAAGGUUUUACUCUCUUCAACUGAUGAAGACCCGGUCGAUGAUGAUGGUGAAAAUUUUCGCGCUUUAAUAAAAUUACUGCAAGACAAAUUUAACGAUAAAGAAACGGAAAAAUCAUUGAAAAUAUAGGUUUUAACAUUAUUACCUGAACA
Molecule: messenger RNA, 515 nt
Organism: Cotesia glomerata
Lineage: Eukaryota; Metazoa; Arthropoda; Insecta; Hymenoptera; Braconidae
Exons: 3
Coding region: 1-492 (163 amino acids)
Source: RefSeq, a predicted model, not a curated record